Molecule: messenger RNA, 732 nt
Organism: Zeugodacus cucurbitae (melon fly)
Lineage: Eukaryota; Metazoa; Arthropoda; Insecta; Diptera; Tephritidae
Product: N66 matrix protein
Exons: 1
Coding region: 1-732 (243 amino acids)
Source: RefSeq, a predicted model, not a curated record
AUGAGGCCUCAAACAAUACUGUUGUUCUCCCUCGUGGCUUUAUUAUUCUUGGUACAGCACUCUGCUGCAAAUGGAACAGGGAACGAAAACACUGACAGUGGCGAUGAUGAAAAAAUCGAUGAUGAAAAAAUCGAUGAUGAAAAAAUCGAUGAUGAAAAAGUCGAUGAUGAAAAGGAUAAAGACGUCGGUAAAGACAGUAAUACAGGCAACAAUGGCAGCGGUAAUGAUGGUAGCACUAAAGACGACGGUAAAGACGGUAAUACAGGCAACAAUGGCAGCGGUAAUGGUGGUAGCACUAAAGACGGCGGUAAAGACGAUAAUACAGGCAACAAUGGCAGCGGUAAUGGUGGUAGCACUAAAGACGGCGGUAAAGACGAUAAUAAUGACGGCGGUAUUGAUUAUAGCGAUAACGAAAGUGAUGAUGAAGAUGGUGAUAUUGAAACACCUAACGUUGGUGGUAAUCAGAGUCCCUCAAAUGGUGGUGGCCGUAAUCCACCACCUAGAAGAAGAGUUCCGUCUAGGCCGCGCACGCCCCAAAGAAGACGUCAACCAGCAAGAAGGCAACAAAAACGUAACAAUCAAAAAAGACGUCAAAACAAUAAUAGGCGACCACGCCCUAAUAGACGUCCCCAGAAUAACAGACGUCCAAGCCCUAAUAGACGUCCUCAGAAUAACAGACGUCCACGCCUUAAUAGACGUCCACGUAAUAACAGGCGCCCAGCCCGUGGUUAG